CCCCGCAGCUGGCCGGCGCCGCGCGCGCAGCCUGGCCUGUCGCGACCUAGCCGAGAAAGCCCCGCCGCCCGCGCACCCCGCACCACGCUUGCGCCCCGUAUUCCUGUGGGCACGGCAGCGCGACGGCACCGUGCAAGAGGUCCGCUGUGAAGACUACGAUCCGCGUAACCGUAUCCGUAUCGCGCGUACCCCGACCGGUUGGCGAGUUAUCCCGCGUACUAAAAUCUUUGACUCUAUAUUUGUGACGAGCGCUCCGGCGCAAGAACCUUCGGAGCCCAGUGCUCCCCAAGAGCGGCGCCGGCGCCGGCGCCCCGGCAGGCCGCGGCGGAGGCGCACGGACGCGUCAGCGCCCGCGCCCGCCUGGCUGGCUCCCGACCUGGAGUCUCACAUCCCUUCACACACAAUCGCGGUGCCGCGCGUGCCGCCCGCGCCACCCACUCCGCCCGCGCCGCCUGAGCCUACUCCACUCGACAACUUGCUCGCGGUGGCCGAGCUGGAGUUCAACCAGCAGCGCGGCGAGGAGGCGCUGGAGUUGGAACUGCAGGCGGGAGCCGCGCAAUACCCCUUCCUGCCGGAGGCGGAAGAGGUAGCGCGCGACGUCAUGUCGUUCGAACUCGGCGAGCCGAAGCCACCCGACGACAUGUUCUUCGAGCAGCGCAAGCCGUCUGAACAUACUCCUGAAGAAGAUGCUUUCCAUACUGACAUGGGAGUACACAAAGACCUAUUUGAGACUAUUAGUGAAGCACAUUACCUACCCGAGCUCGGCGGGCCUCACGACGAAGCUCUACUCGAGUCACUCGUAGAGAAGGGUUGUGAAGAUAAUCAAAUACUUGGGCAGGCGCUAGACAAGCUGGCGCACCUCGUGCACGGGUCCGGUGACUACGCGGAGGAGGAGGACGACAUGUUGCUCGGUGGCGCGCCAGUUGCUGACAUCAUCGACCGGCUCGAGCAGUCGCUGGAGUCACCGAGCCGCAGCAGCAUGACGGCUGCGCAGGGACUCCUACACCUGCACCACAUAGGCGACCACCUCCCAACACCCGACCAGCAACAAGCUAUCGAACAGUCUUAUAUGACGGACGAAGUUUUUGCGCCUGCCGAGCCUUCAACAGAAUGUGCGCUUGAAACAUUAUCUACAGCGUCACAGAUGCAAAGCGCAAGUGAGGUUAAUCAUUUAGAAUAUGAUCAAACCGCCGAGAAGAGGCUACAAGAUGAAGUCGACAAUGUCGAAGCAAUGUAUACUGAACAAGUACCUGAAAUACCCGCAACCUCAGAGGAACAAAUAAUUCAACCGUUACCAGAUCAAAGUGAAGAAACUUUACCCUGUGAAUUGCCGACACCGACACCGACUGAAGAAGAACCUACUGAAAAUACGACCAAUAAUGUUACUCUCAAAAUAGAAACGGAGGACCCAGUUUGUGAUGAAGAUGGUAAUUUUACAAGUACUAUUAAAGAGGAAGAUACCAGCUUAGAUUUCAUGAAAGACCUAGAUGAUCCAUCAAAUGCCGUGGAAUUGGUAGCUACUGAUUUGAGUGUCAAAAAUAUUAAAAAUAGUAAAAAGUCUAACCGCAUAGUAGCUAGCGUUGCUGAAACCACAAAUACCACGGAAGAGAGCCUAUCGGAAAAGGGUGACGAUCAACCUAAAGACCUGAGUGUGCAAAGAAGACUGCCUACUCCGCAUGCGUCACCGAGAAGGAUAGACAUACCGCGAGCGCCAUCCAGAGAGUCGGAUGCAAUGCAGUCGCCUCAACCGAGCGGCAUCCCUGCCGUGCCGUCCUCACCAGAGAUAUUCACAAUGCCGCAGUCGAAGAGCAAACAGUCACUGUUCUUAGAAACAUUGCUGUCAUCGCCGUCGCCUAAAAUGUAUACAUCUGAAGUGACCAUUACAAAACAGCAAUGCGAACCGUUAAAUUUGGGCAAACAUCGGAAAUCAGCCAGUCCAACAGUAACCAGCUGUUCAGACGAGAUGAGAAAGUUAAAUAAAGAGUUUGGUGAACCCCAGGAGAAGAAAGGUAGACGAGAAUCUACAGACGAUACAGUUAAAAUUAGUAAAGUGUACAACAAAUGCGAUAGGGACGAACAUUUAGCUGAAAGUCACGCGAAACUAUCGAAGAAAGCUGACAAGGAAGAAAGGCUCUCUGCCAAAUAUAUUGAGAAGAUGAGUAAACUGAGCCCGAUCGAACAACUACAUAGCCUAAGGUCGAAUUCCUCAAUUCCGGAUGCGUUACUAAUUCCUAAAAACAAGCUAAAUAGAAUUUUCGCCGCACCUGCUAUCGAAAUUCCUCAGAUGCUAAUCAAUUGUCCAGAAUUAGUAAUACCACAAGCCUUCGCAUAUCCACAACUUUUGCAAGAUCCUGAUAUUAUCAUGUUGACACUUACACAAAUAGAGGAAGCAAUAGUGAAUAAUAAGCAACCCGAGUCACCGAUAAAAGAGCCAAAGGCGCCAACACCAAAAAGUGCAAUAAGUACGUCGAGUAAUGAUAACAUGACGACUACAAGUCAGCCCGAACGUAGUAACUCUAAUCCUCAAUCCAAGCCGAUACCGUCGCUAGCUGGCGACAUCGACGCGGCGACCUUCAACCAAAUGUUAUGGUUACCUUACUUUAACCAGCUGGAGGCAAUGACAGCGUGUUCGCAAAAUAUGGAUUUCCUAAAAGCUCUCAAUUCGUGUAGCUAUGGCGCAGGGCAAAGUUACCCGGAGUUAUCGCAAAUAUUUAACCCGAAUUCUCGUUUUGCGGGACCAACAGGUUUCCCUGUGAUGCCUCCGAUGGACUACGAAAAUCGAAUUCAAUAUGCUAUGUGGCAAGAGGCGAUGAAUCAUUCAAAUCAGCAACAAGCAAGACAAAGCCAGGCCAAAGUAAAUGAGUGUCAGGUUAAAGAUGUCGUGUCAAAGUCAAUGGAUGUGCAAAACCCAUACGUACACUCGACAAAGAGUCAUCAUCAGAAUAAGUCACACAGCAGUAUGUCCUCACGUUCUAGUCCUAUGGCUAACUACACCGCCAGCCAGCGGGCCGCCAUGCAACAUAAUUCAUUCCUGCAGAGCUUGUACCCGGGAAUGAAUCCUAAUAUGCGGCCGAACAUGCCUCUGCCAGGCCUUCAAAUCCCAUAUUUCAACCCUAACUUGAUGGGCAGUCAGCGCUCGCCUAGAAGUGGGGGGCAAAAGAGCCCUACGUCACCGUACUUUCCGAACAACAAUUAUCUACAAUCUAUGAAACAUUCCGAGGCGCAGCCUCACCAGAGAAGUAGUUCGACUAGCUCACAAGAGUCUCCGCGGCCGCGGAUCAGUGUUAAAUCGUUACAAAACUUGUUGGAGCCGAGUGCUGCGGCGUCGGCAUCGUCAUCGUCGCGGCGGGGCCAUAACCCGUCGGCGUCGAUGAGCCGGCGCCGCGAGGAGCCGGAGGUGGGCAGCACCACGCCGCUCGGGGAGCCGCCGCACCUGCCGCCGCACCCGCACGACCCGGCCUCCUACCACUUGUGGCAUCCGCUGUUCGGCAACCAAAAGGGCUACAGCCCCUGGAACGGCCCUUGGACUACGCCGACGGUGACGGCGACUGGUGACUGACCGAGGUACCCGCGCGGGCCACCUGGACCCGCGCACCCGCGCUGAGCACGCACGGGGAGGGGGAGUGGGGGAGUGGAGGACUUUGAGGACUUUUGAGGAAUAGUGGCCAGGGGGGAAGCACCUAAAGACACUUAGUUCUAAAGUUUGACGACCUAAAUCACCGCUAAAGUAAAAACACGUUUAGUUGUAUUAUAUAUGACUACGGAUGUUUGACGGACUAAUGCAUAUAGUGGGUAUAUAUGUAUCUAUGUAAAAUUCACUUUAUAUACUGAUUGGAUCUUUACAUUGUUGAGUGCAAUUCUCUCUAUCUUUGAGUGCAAGUUUGAUAUGCCAUCAGCAUAAAUGUGAAUAUAUGCUAUGAGUGAAAUUCAAGAGAGUUUUUCUGUUAAUAUUAAUAUUGUAUGGAAACACAAUUAAUUGCGUAAUUUCAUUAAUGAAAACGUCUUUUAAAAUCAGUGCAGUUACAUAUUUUAUGCUCACGGUAUCAUCAAGCUUGCAUUGUAAAGACACCAUUAAAUAUGUUUCUACUGUUUAAUUACAAAAUGUUUAAUUUUAUUGGCAAUGUCUGGCAAAGGGAAAAGUUUUCUUUUGCCACAUAAAUGCUAUCUACUUAAAAAAUCUGUUUUCUCAUGUGAGAGAUAAUUUAAGUCUGAUUUUUACUGUCAGAUAACACAAAUAUUAUUGUACUAUGUUAUAUUAAGGAAUUCAUAAUUAUGAUGUUACUAUUUUUAAUCAAAGAUAUACGAAAAUUUUGUUUGUUUUUUAAAGUGGUUCGAGUGAAAAUUGUCAUGUAAAAGGUGCGAACUGUACUACAGUCGAUCGUUCAUCAAUGGGUAACUAUGUUAUACAAUAAUUGUCUUAAUUUUGUAAGACCGAAGAAUGUUUUUCGUAAAUCAAUAACUUAUUCGUGACAAUUUAAUUUGGCGUUAACAACAUUGACAUCUAACUUUAGUAUAAAUCAUGCUUUUUUUGUAAUAUAUGUUGGAAAUUAUAAGUUUUAUAAUAUAACAUCGUGUUCACGCCUCUACUGUGAAAUUGAUUUAACAAAACAUCAAGUUACUACGUAGGCUACGUUCUAAGAAAAAAUAUUAUUUUUACAUCUACUCUAUCGAUUUGAGACGAUAGUAUGACCCUGGUGAAUUUUCCAUAGCUUCUAUUACCUAGACAAGAAGAUUCAUUUUCAUGGCUAACUGUUGACAUUGAGAAACGAUGGACUGUACGUUCGAAUUAUUUUUUACAUCGAUAAAUGUUUCUUAUAACCGAAACAAAAUCCAUGACAAACCGUAACAAAUACAAUUUCACAUGUUUUUUACACAGACAAAGAACUUUAUUCAUUUUAAAUAUUUUAACAGAUGAUAAGUACUGUUGGUAAUGCAUCUUUUAUGUUUCUUUACUCGGUAUGCAGACAGUAUAGCAAUGACGAAUUCUGUAAAUAAAUUUUCAUCCUAAAAUAGUUAUUAAAAAUUACCCAUGUUGUUGCUGGACAUUAAUGCUUAAUGCAUAACACUAAAGCUUCUUUUCAAGUGACAUCUCAUCUGUACAGCGAAAACAUGAUUGCAUUCAGAAUAAGAAAGUCUUUAACAGACAAUGUCGCCAUUAAGUUUUUCUUUCUUUUAGAUCAUCUAGCGUUACAGUUUAGAUAUAAAUUCUCCCACAGCCACGUGGCCACAGCCAGACGGUAGAGAACUUUAUGUAAGUGAUUUAAGGUGCAAUUUAAUAUGAGACCCCCAGAGCCCGAAUGGUGAACGAAUUGAUCCGUCCGAUGUUGUGAAACCCCCGUGUCGUCGCUCGCUGCGGUAGUCCCGUACCGUGGACUGUUUCUUUCGACCGCGAUAUUUCGCGACAGAUCGCCCGCUUCUCUGUACAUUGACACUUUAAUUACUUAAUAGUUAUCAUACAAGUACAUAAAGCCGGCGAUGUACACACAAGUGGACGAUCUGUCGAGCAUAAUGUCGCGGCAACAUAGCCUGUGAACUGAUCUGUAUAGUAAAACUUCUUAUGAUGCCAAUGGAACGGUUAGCUCGUUCCGAUCAUGUAUAAAGCUUUAAUUUUUAGUAUUAUUAUGAUAAACCGUCGACUUUUCUGAGGCAUUUUGUGAAUUUAUAAUAUAAAUUUAAAUUCGAAGUACAUAUUUAAUUUAUACGUGUAGAGAUGUAUUCGUAAUUGGAGUGGGUACGUCUGCAUAAAUUGGCUCAGUGACGUGGCGGUGACGUUGAUGUCAUUUGGGUGUCCGCGGCAGGGCCGGGCUCCGUGCUCAGUGCUCGAGCGAAGGCAAUUACAGCUGAAAAAUUAAAUCCUACUUCCUUUAAACGUGCAUCACUAUUAAUGGACUCCCUGGACGUCCUGAACGUAAAAAAAUGGCACGUAUAAAUUACGUAGCAAGUUAACUGAAUUAGAAUUACCUUUAUCUGGGGUAAAUACAUGGUGUGCAACAACAGUCGGAACUGAUGUAGGUAUUGCCUUCAAUUAGUCGCGUACACCUAAUUGCCAUCUAUUACAAGUACACCUGUUUAUUAUUUUGUCAAAUGCAGAUAAGUUCACAAUAUCUAUGUGUGUUCACUGGAACGGAAUUGCAAACCCACCUCUUAGGAGCAUCUACAAUUUACACGAAUAUGACCAUGUAUCGUAACUUUAAAACUGUAUAAUUUAAUAUUGAAUACUCACAAAUGAUCUCUGAAAAUGUUAAAAUUAAACCCGCCAUUUUAAUCCGUGUGCGUUGUCCAGUGCGAGUUUCCCCCGUAACACCCACAUGUCUGCACGGUGAGUGCUUCAUCAAAUUAAGAGCUACACAUGUAGCUAGCUAUAGGACCUCUGGCGGCUACCAUGACAACCAUUUAAACCCGUUAAAGUCGGGCGCAGGGCGCAGGGCGCGGGCUGCUCGCUCAUACAGCCAGCCAACGCACAUCUCUCUGACAUCUGAUCACAAUCGAUUACACACGCCUGCUCAUCCACUCAUUUAUUUACGUAAUAACGUUUACUUCUCCUUCCACGUCGUGGGUAUACGAAUAAGUACAUAUCUACAGUCGAAACUCAUUAUCUAGAUGUUUGUAUAUGAGUACAGUAAAUUGUGGAUGCUCAACCGACCAUAUCCGUAUAUUAUAAGAUGGUGCGUCAAUGGGUACAGUUACAGAGUACGUGCGUAGUGCAUAAUACUUUAUUGUUUAGUUGUGAUAUGUAACAACACGCGCCGGGGUGCGGCGCUAGUUCCAAAUAAGUGCAAUCCGAUCGGACUGUAUGUAUAUCGUAGUUAGACAAGUUAAGCGGAGGUACGAUGCAUUUAAUUUAUGUGUAGGGGCCGUGCACGCCGAAUUUGUUAUUUAAAUCGACGCUUAAUAUUACGCCGGUGCAACGCACGAGCACCAAGCUUACGUGCGCAUUUACGAUGCAAGUACACAUUGUAUCUGAUCUCAAUAUAGUAGACUACAACGCCAUCUAUCGACUGUAAAGUUAAACGGUCGAUUGCAAGUAACAAUUCGGCGUGCAUUUGCUUCAUUUAUUAUUAGACAGAACAUCACGGUGACUACUGGUAGCGUGGCCAGCUGACAGGCUAGUAGUAGUCGACAUGACGUCCAUAUCUGGUUAAAAUGAGAGUAGGCAAAAUACAUAGUCCCAGCAACGAGAUGUUUAGAGGAGAUUAUUUUGUUGGCUGAUAGCAGACAAUGGAAGGCAUGUAAUUUGUCAAAUAUCGCUAUUGUAGAAUAACAUUAACAUUUUACCUUCAUGGAUAGUAGGCAGUGCUGUAUCAUGUUUAAAUUAUAAUUCAAUGUUUAUUAGUAACUAGUAAUGCAAAUGGUUUCACAUAAUUUAAGUUUAGGCGGCCGCAAUGUAACUCGGAUAAUUUUACUGCGGACAAAGUAUAAUAUAAUUGCAUCAACUUGUUGCACGUAACCCACAACUUAGUCAGUGUUACAUUAACCAGUUGUAGCUGUUAACUGUUCAGUGUUUUGUGUCAAUCAGUGUGAGUUUUGCUUCGAGAAUUUCAAUAAAAUAAAAGAUAAAUAUUUCCGAAUAAUAAUAAUUAUAAUAUAAAAUAUCUAGUGUCAAGGAAUUAUUCUCAUUUUAGCCAGUGUAAGUCUGUGUUAGCGUCGUAAAUAUUCAUGUCGAUUCGUGUUCUUAUGACUUAUUAUUAUUAUAGCUAUAGUAGUUACACUAAAUGUAUGAAAUAUUCUUACUGUUCUCUCACUCUGACCAUUGGUAUUUGUUACUAUUUUGCUCUCAUGAAUGACUCUGUAAAAAUAUUGUAAUGGUCUAUUUACAUGAAUUUCAAAUAAUUAAGAUCUAUAGUAAGCCCUGUAACAUUGUACCUAACUAAUAUGUGUAAGAUUAAGGAAUUAAUGCUAGCAGUACGCAAUACAUCGGUUCAUUUGUUACAAGUAUUUUAUGUAUAACUCACUGUGCAAUGUAUAUUUAGUAACCCAUUACGUUUGAUUGGAAAAAUUAAUUAAGUGAAUUUAUUGACCGAUUAAACAGUAUUCGUCCUCGAAAAGUUAUAAGAACACAAACUCGAUAUUAGAAAUUAUAAAAUAAUAACUUUUUAUUAUUAAAAAAAAAAAUCUAUUUAUUUCGUUAUUUUUUAAGUUUUCGAUGAUUUUAAUUGUUCUCGUUACUUUCCUUGGGAAUCUUUAUCAAUUUGUAGUAAUUAGUAAGUACAGUUCUCGCGGAGUGUACAACGGGGAUCGAGUGGCGAUGUCUACGUGUAAGACAAUUAUUAAUUGAUAUCAAACUACUUUUCUAAUGUACAAUUCCAUUUUUUCUAUUCCGGUGUCAUUAGAUAACGUAUGUGCCCGCAUGUCGCAGUCGCGGCCGGCAGUCAUGUCGUGUCGCGUCGCCGUCGGCUCUAUCCCCGUUAGAAGACGAAUUGUUGGUUAUUCUUGUUCGUGACAACUCACUAUUCCAAAAGUUUCCUGAUGUAAUUUAUUGACUUGAAUAAUGAAAUUACGCUUCUAAAGUGUAUUACGUAUGUAAAUAUAGGACAAACUAAUACCUAUUAUUGAUAGUGAAUGUUGUAAUUUGUAUAUAAGUAACGAAAAUUAAAUUUUAAAUACAUAGAUAACAUUGUGCGUAUUUAUUUCUUUUAUUUACCACCAUUCAUUGAGAAAAUUAUAGCCCUUCAGAGGUACCUGCCAUCCGU
Spodoptera litura is the source of this 8690-nucleotide messenger RNA. RefSeq lists its product as uncharacterized. The record is from RefSeq and is a predicted model, not a curated record. NCBI's taxonomy places the organism in Eukaryota, Metazoa, Arthropoda, Insecta, Lepidoptera, Noctuidae.